GUCGCUGCAUUAAUGCUCCCUAUAGAGCAGCAGGAGAGGAUGGAGCUGAGUGAAUGAAUGAGAUGCUGACAGACAGACACAGAGGGAGAAGGAGCAGCAUCAGCAUCCUCUCUUUGAGUUCCUGGUUUUUACAAGUUAAAGGGGGAUUUAUUGAGUUGGGGUGACUUCAGGUCCAGCACAUGAUGCAUUUGUAGGUGAUCAUCGACGAAGCUGAGCUGAGUCCUGGAGCAGGAACAGGAGGAGGAGGAGGAGGAGGAGGAGGAGGAUGAUAAAACCUGGAGUAUGCGCCAAGUGUUUUCUGCCUUUUCUCCAAAUACAAAAAAAAACCCGACAUGAAGCUCCCUGUUGAAGGACUACCAGCAGCACCAAGAGGCGUUCAAACCCCCCCUUUGUGGGAGUUUAAGCGGCUGGUUGGAGGGAUUUAAUGGCACAGAGGACAGCGAGGAAGAACCAGCGGUUGAAAGUGGGAUUUCUGAGCAGACUGAGGAGUGAAUAUUAAGUUUGAUUCCCUUCUCCCGGAUGAGGAUAACUCACAUCUUCACAUGGACCUCAAAGGAGAAUCCAAAUAAGCUAGCAACGGAUGGAUAAAGCUAGCUUAUUUAGACAUUAUUCGCUCUUUAACCGGUUUGACAACAGAUUUAUUUCUCUUUUCGACUUUCUCUCUUUUUCUAGUUCAACUUUCACACCCUUCCCUCGGUUAUAAAUCACUCUGCCUUCUCCUGUCCCGAGUUUAGCCCCUUUAAUCCUCGUCCAGGAGGAGUUUAAUUUGGCUAGCUAACGGUAGCUUCUAACGGCUAGCUUGUGACACCAACACUCCCCCCCUUCACCUAAAAAAUGCUCCCAAGGGCAUAAACCACCAAAACCACCAAAACCACCAUCACAACACCACCGAGCCAUGUCGGACUGAGACCAGCACCGGGGCUCCAGAGAGGCUGCUUUAGUUGGAUCAAAAAAGCUGCAGAGCUAGCCUCCAAGACCUCAAGAGACCACCGAGAGGAUCAGAGUCUACUCGCCACCAAAUCCAGCAAAAAUGGGAGAGCAGCCCAUCUUCAGCACACGGGCCCACGUCUUCCAGAUCGACCCAUCAACCAAGAAGAACUGGGUUCCCACCAGUAAACACGCCGUCACAGUCUCCUACUUCUUUGACAGUACCAGGAAUGUAUAUCGAAUCAUCAGCUUGGACGGAUCCAAGGCCAUUAUCAACAGCACCAUCACCCCCAACAUGACGUUCACAAAGACAUCGCAGAAGUUUGGGCAGUGGGCGGACAGCCGGGCGAACACCGUGUACGGCCUCGGAUUCUCGUCAGAGAGCCACCUGGUCAAAUUUGCAGAGAAGUUCGUCGAGUUCAAAGAGGCGGCGAGGUUAGCGAAGGAGAAGUCUCAGGAGAAGACGGCGCUCAGCAGCACUCCCUCUCAGGAGUCGGCCCCCGGUGACCUGCUCUCACCUAUGACCCCGGAGAGCAUCAACGGCACAGAGGACGAGAGAGUCACACCAGAGGCGCCUCAUGUACCUGAAGCCAGAGGGGAGCCUUCCCAGAAUGCAUUGCACUUCUCACAAAGUUCCACCAACAUCAAUAAGCACUGGGAGGCGGAGCUCGCGGCGCUGAAGGGGAACAACGCCAAGCUGACGGCGGCUCUCCUCGAGUCCACGGCCAACGUGAAGCAGUGGAAGCAGCAGCUGUCGGCCUAUCAGGAGGAGGCGGAGCGGCUACACAAACGGGUGACGGAGCUGGAGUGCGUGAGCGGCCAAACUACUGUGAUCAAGUCCCAGAAAACUGAGCUCAACCACACGAUAGAGGAGCUGGAGCUCACUCUGAGGGCGAAAGAGGAGGAGCUGGAGAGACUUAAAGCAGAGGUGGAGAGUGCCAACGAGUUCCAGUCUCGGAGAGAAACCCUCACACAGAGACUACAGGACUCAGAGUCCAGGAACCAGACUCUGGAGGCCCAGCUGAGCGACCUGGAGCAGCGUCUGGACGGCAGCCAGCAGGAGCAGGAGGCCUUCAGGACGAGUCUGCGCACACUCCUGGAGCUGCUGGACGGCAAGAUCUUCGAGCUGAACGAGCUGAGGGACACACUCGCCAAACUGCUGGAGGGCAGCUAGAGCGACCACACUCCCAGACCCCCAUACAAAGAACCACUGAACCCAGCACCACCACAACCACCAUCACCAUCACUGCAGCCAGCCAGCACUCUGAGGAGAACACACCUGCAUGUUGGACUCCACCACACGUCAGACGACUUGAAUCUCUUUUUUUAAAAACCCACGUGUGGAAGAAAUUGUUUACACACAAUUUUAUGCAUUUAGCGGUGUACACACACACACGCACACACACACACACACACACACAUGCGUGUUUUUUGCUAUGGUUCACGUUUACAAACACGCCAAGUGAAGAGGCUUCGCUUGGACCAUGCCUUCCCUCCGCUCCACUCUGGAUCGACCCUCUGGCAACACGUUCAAAAGACUCUGAAUGAACUUUGAUUUCCCAGCGUCCCCUGAAUGUCUCGUUGAGGAGACGCUGGAUUUUCAUUUUUUUUUGCUUCUUCAAUCAAAAAGACUUCUUCGAGCUUCGCUUUGGUGCAUUUUUAAAGUCGCCAUGGAGUCGAUGGUUGUUUUCUUUUCUUCCUCAUGUCAUCGUCAGCCAAAUAAUCAAUGGAGAAGGACUCUGACACUUUGAGGUUUCUUACAUUUUCUGUUUUGAACUCGAAUGUCACGAUAAGGGGACGCUGAAAUCCACCGAUGAACUGCCAAAUGUUUAAAAAAAAAAGAAAAAAGGAAACGGCCGGUGAGGACUUUUGUCUUAUUCUAUUCUUCUACAAUAAACAAGCAAUACAAAGGGAGCUUCAGAGAGUAAAAGAAACACUUCCCACUCUCACUUUCAGGUAAUUUUACUCUCUGAUACGCUUAGACCAGAAAAGAGGCGGGAUUUAAUUCUUUGGUCUUUCUUUCUAAACCCCUUUUUUUAAAGACUUCAUAGUGCACUUGU
Messenger RNA from Notolabrus celidotus (New Zealand spotty), 2987 nucleotides. RefSeq names its product homer protein homolog 1-like. NCBI's taxonomy places the organism in Eukaryota, Metazoa, Chordata, Actinopteri, Labriformes, Labridae. Gene Ontology annotation, biological process: G protein-coupled glutamate receptor signaling pathway; regulation of store-operated calcium entry. Gene Ontology annotation, molecular function: G protein-coupled glutamate receptor binding. The record is from RefSeq and is a predicted model, not a curated record. Bases 1031 to 2101 code for a protein of 356 amino acids. The transcript has 9 exons. Gene Ontology annotation, cellular component: cytoplasm; plasma membrane; dendrite.